Molecule: messenger RNA, 1613 nt
Organism: Prorocentrum cordatum
Lineage: Eukaryota; Dinophyceae; Prorocentrales; Prorocentraceae
Source: the annotation of a GenBank genome assembly
AUGGUCUACUGCACUGGCGCAUCGCGGUGGGGAGCUGGCGUGGCGCGGUGCCCCCGAGCUCGAGAGGGGGCGCAGGAUGCGGGCCACUACUCGGAGCGCAUGAGGUACUCCGCGGCCCACGAGGCCGUCCCCAAGCCAUGGGAUUCCGCCGUGAAGUGCCCCGUCAGCGGCGGUGUGACCGCCUCCCCGCAGGACUCCGAGAUCCCGAAGGCCCCUUUUCCUGAGGUCCCAAAGUCGGAGUUCGGCGGCGACUGGUCCCUCGUGAUGUCCCAGAAGAGGUCCCGCACGGAGGUUCAGGUGGUUCUGGAAGCUAGGGCUCUGGUGCUGACGGUGAAACAUGUCGCUCGGAACAUCUCGAACUUUGGCCACGAGCAUCUGAUCCUGAAUGACAGUAUGGCCCCCAUCCUUGCCGUCACGAAGGAUCGCUCGCCUAGCCCUGGCAUGCUUCAGUGUUGCCGCCAGAUCGCUGCCCUCCACCUCGGCUCCAACUAUUACGUGGGCUGGAGGUGGGUCCCGUCCGAGCUCAACGCAGCCGAUGCCGCUUCUCGAGGUCGCGUCGGCGCUGUUCGUUUCGAUGCUGCGCCGACUCCAGUUGCAGCGUUCGGCCCCGACCGGCUCAGGGUCCUCCGCGAUGGCUUCUGCGGUGCCGAGCGCGGCGACGUGCCAGGUCGAGGCCGCGCCGCGAGGGGGUGCCCCGCGGACCCGACGCCCAGGGCCAGAGGGCGGCCAGGAGGACUCGGGCAUUCCCCACGGCCGUGGGUGCCCCGAUGGCUGCAGAGCGUCCGUCAGACGUCAUUCCUCGAGCUGCAGAGCAUCGCGCCGAAGGCCGCCUUGGACCACCGCGCGUACGUGAGCGCCUUCCACGAGAGGUGCAAGGAGCGUGGCUUGGUCGAGGACUUCGACAGGUUCCUGACGUCGCGCGAGAAGUUCUUCGCGGGCAAGCUUGCAUGCGCGCCGAGGAAGCUGAUGGCGGGGCUCCGAUAUUCUUGGACGUUCCAGUUCGGAGCCACUCUCGAGCCCCCUCGCAGCACGCGGGGGCUGACGGGCUGGAAGCACAUGGUGCCAGCUCAGAGCCGCCGGCCAUGCCCUUGGGUGGGCCUGCGCCUGUGCGCGCAGCGCAUGAUCGGCGCAGGUCAGGUCCUGGAGGCCAUGGCGAGCAUCAUCGCCUUCACGUUCUACUUUCGCCCGAGAGAGCGCCUCCGCCUGAAGGGCCAGCCCAUCGCCGCCCCGGCCUCCUCUCGCGGCGGCCAGCCGACGGAGGCAGGGGCGCUGCGGUCGAUCCUCCUUCGCCCGCAGGAGGGCGCGGACACGUCCAAGACGGGCAAGGCCAAGACCCCCAGCGACGCGCUGGUGUUCCCCUUCGGCCAGGCGCAGUGGACUCGUGCCUUGAAGGCCGCGGCCCUCGCCGGCAACUUGUCUUUGCUCGGCGAGUUCAGUCUGUGUCGUCUCCGCCACGGGGGCGUCUCGCACGACCUACUGUUCAAGGUUCGGUCUCUGUUCGGCGCCAAGAAGAGAGGGCACUGGGCGAGCGGCCGCAGCCUGGCCCGCUACGAGCGCGGCGGUCGCAUCAACGAGCAGCUUAGCCUCCUCGACCUCCGCGCGCUGCCGAGCUG